GGCAGUCAGAAAGAGCGGUGGAAACCGCCGUGAUGUGAGGGCAGCGCCCCUGCCCGGGAGCCUCCUCAGCCCCUGUGGCGCCUGCAUCCCCUUGCAGUUGUUCAGUCAUGGGUCAAAUCUUUUAAGUGAAAGCAGCAAUGCUCCACAAGCUACCUUCUUUUCACCACUUCAGAAAGUUAUGUUACCACCAAAUACCUUUCAAGGAAAAGUGGCCUUUAUUACUGGUGGAGGUACUGGGAUUGGCAAAGGGAUGACUACAACUCUGUCCAGUUUAGGUGCUGAGUGUAUUAUAGCAAGCCGGAAGAUAGAGGUUUUGAAACAAACAGCAGAGGAAAUUUCUUCGAAAACAGGGAAUAAGGUUCAUGCAAUCCAGUGUGAUGUGAGAGACCCAACUGCUGUUAAGAAUGCCGUUGCUGAAUUAAUCAAGGUGGCAGGAUAUCCUGAUGUUGUGAUAAACAAUGCAGCAGGAAAUUUUAUUUCACCUACUGAACGUCUUUCUGCUAAUGCAUGGAAAACCAUAACGGAUAUUGUUCUCAAUGGUACUGCAUUUGUCACUCUGGAAAUAGGAAAGGAACUAAUUAAAGUACAGAAAGGGGCAGCAUUCCUGGCUAUUACAACCAUCUAUGCAGAGAGUGGAUCAGGAUUUGUGACGCCUAGUGCCACAGCCAAAGCUGGGGUAGAAGCAAUGUGCAAGUCUCUUGCAGCUGAAUGGGGUAGAUAUGGCAUGAGAUUCAAUGUGAUUCAACCAGGUCCAAUAAAAACAAAGGGUGCUUUUAGCCGUCUUGAUCCAACUGGCAUGUUUGAGAAAAAACUUAUUGAGAGGACCCCUUGUGGCCGUCUGGGGACUGUAGAGGAAAUUGCAAAUCUUGCCACCUACCUCUGUAGUGAAUAUGCAAGUUGGAUUUCUGGAGCAGUUAUUAGAAUGGAUGGUGGAGAAUAUGUUUCUAUGGCAGGAGAAUUCAAUGAUCUGAGGAAGAUUACCAGUGAGCAGUGGGAUGUGAUGGAAGCAAUGAUCAGGAAAACAAAAGGUUCCUAAAAUAUUCUUUUCACCAUGUGCCUUACAGAUGAUAUUAUUAAGAAAAUACCACUGGCUAUAAAUUACAUGCAUAUUAAGCAAUGGCCUUUCAAACGUAUUGUAACAAUUCUAAUAAAGCAUUUUGAAAUUGACAUGACUUUGAAUGUGGCCAUAUAUGUCUCAUACUUUGAAUCACAUUUGUCCAAAAGACAAAUUAAGAAUUUUAAUUCACACAAAAUGCACUACAACUUUGAAUAAAGUGUCUUAAAUGUC
Alligator sinensis (Chinese alligator) is the source of this 1288-nucleotide messenger RNA. It is a transcript of the gene DECR1, whose product is annotated as 2,4-dienoyl-CoA reductase 1. The transcript is spliced from 10 exons. Gene Ontology annotation, cellular component: mitochondrion. Lineage: Eukaryota; Metazoa; Chordata; Crocodylia; Alligatoridae. Gene Ontology annotation, molecular function: 2,4-dienoyl-CoA reductase (NADPH) activity. The record is from RefSeq and is a predicted model, not a curated record. Bases 179 to 1036 code for a protein of 285 amino acids. Gene Ontology annotation, biological process: fatty acid beta-oxidation.